AUGUCUACAUCAACCAAUUUCUACGCCAGCCACGACGAUCUCUUCGUCAUUCCCAGCGCGCCUGAGAAUGUUCUAGGGCCUACCAAGGCUCCUGCCAUUACCUUCCUCUGGGACUGCCACAACAACACCGUCAUCAUCCCCCGCUCACGGGACGAACUCAUCGACAACCCCGGCCUCCCCAGCUGCGACACCAUCAGCAUACGCACCCUCUUCAACCGGCACGAACUCCACUUUGACGUCUUCAAUCCCGGCCUCAUCAACAUCCGCGAAAAGGCUAUUAACCUACCACGCGGCAUAAGGGCCGUUAGGAAAUGGGAAGAGCAGAUCACGCCAGUGCCGGAGAAGGUACAUGAGACGCUCCAGUGCCCCAUCUGCAUCGAUGGCACGAAGCCAGAAGUGAUGUUCCGUGAGUGCUGCCAUGCAUUCUGCAUUGAGUGCACAGUGGCACUAGGUUCUAGCCCUGCCGCGAAGAGAUCAGGAGCAUUCGCAUGUCCGCUGUGCAGGAUGUCGGUGAUGGAGUUGGCGGCGGUGAUCCCGCAUGGUGUUAAUCAUGGGGACUCGGGGUAUCAUAUCAAGUACGACGAGGAAACCUUUGCGAAGUUGAAUUGGAUGAGUUUGAACCAAUGGAUGUUGAGUAUUAAAGGCCACAAAUUGAAUGUUGAUAACCUUUUAGUAGUGAGGUUGAAGGAGGACGGCGAGAUGGAGGUGAAGCACUUGUCGGGAUGGGGGCAGGAUAUUGAGGUGCCGUUCGAGAGCAAGCCGAUGGGGAUGGCGAUAGUGACUUGGGUGCUGGUGUGUUUUACGAAGAUGGUCGCGAUGGAUAUGCCGAUGCAGAGCUAG
Molecule: messenger RNA, 840 nt
Organism: Morchella sextelata
Lineage: Eukaryota; Fungi; Ascomycota; Pezizomycetes; Pezizales; Morchellaceae
Exons: 1
Coding region: 1-840 (279 amino acids)
Molecular function (GO): metal ion binding
Source: RefSeq, a predicted model, not a curated record